AUGUUUGUGACUCAGGUUCAGGGAUCAGUGCUGAUAGCAGAGCUCACCUGUUCUGAGGAUGGUGUCAUACAGAGUCAGUACAGAAUCCUGGUCGAGAUUGUGAAUGAAAACGACAACAGACCAAAAUUCCUGAAAGAGACGAUUCAACCGUUCACCAUCAGUGAGCUGACAACUGUGAACUCUGUGGUUUUCACAGUGAAGGCCAUUGAUACAGAUGGAGACAUGAUUACAUACAUCAUUGACCAAUCAUUGCCUGAUGCAUCCUUCUUCAGGAUCGAUCUGCCGAACAGUGGAAACGUAGUCCUGAACAAACCUCUGGACUAUGAGACCAGAACUCAGCUGAAGGUGAUCCUCUGGGCCCAGGAAACAAACACUGUGGACAAGUUUAAUACGUCUGCUGUUUUGACGGUGAACAUCGAGGAUGGAGAUGACCAGUAUCCUCAUUUCCUGCCCUGUACACCUGUCACUCCAGGUGUUCCUGUCUGCAUGAACCCCACCUACACCACCAACAUCACACACAAACAGCAGGGCAUAGUUCUGGAGUUUUCUCCUGGUCCAAUCAGAGCAGAAGAUGGAGACAGAGGAAUCAAUACUCCUCUGAUCUACACCAUCCUGUCAGGUGAUGACCAGGGCAGGUUCGUGAUCAACAACAGUACAGGUGAGAUCAGAUUAACGAGACCUCUGAACAGUCAACCAGUGGCGGCAAACUUCACCCUCAACAUCAUGGUUUGUCAAGUGGAUGACCGGCUAAAGUACAGCCUGGCGUCGGCUCUGAUCCGAGUUCUCAGUGAGAACAUCUUCCCUCCGGUCUUCAACAGAACCACCUUUAAAGGUUUCAUCAUCCAGAGCUCAAGCCCUGCCUCCAUCGUCUCCACUUAUGGGAACCAGGUGUUACAGGUCCAAGUGUCAGACCGUGACUUCACUGAUGGCCUGAAUCCAAACAUCCACUAUGCUCUGAAUCCUCCAUCUGGACUGUACCAAGUGACCCAGGGGGGUGUUCUGAUUGCCAAGACGGACAAACUGCGUGCAUUUGACAGACACAUACUUCAGGUUGUCGCCAGAGACGAAGAAUCAGGAGAAGAAGUUUCAGCUUCAGUGGACGUCGAAGUCCUGCAGAGAGGACAAGCAGUCCCUCGUGGUGCAUUCACUGAGCAGCAGCUGUUUGGAGAUAUGGACAGCAGGCUGGCCGGAGGAAUCGCAGCAAUGAUCUUGCUCUUGUUUUUGUCAUCAGUUCUGUUUCUGUUGCUUCGGACCGUGAAGAGAAGACGACAAACAAACACAGAUGAACACACAGCAAUCUCCCUCGGAAAACAUCCUAACGUGAGUUUACUGGGGUUUGAGAUGGUGAGCUCCAGUCAAUCUGUGUUCUCUGUGGAUGAGACUUCAUACAACAACAGAGCAUGUUCACCAUCAGAGAGCUUCCACGGCAGACAGGGAGUCUACACCAGGAAACACUCUCAGCUUCCUCUUCCUCCAUCAUCAUCAUCAUCAUCAUCAACAUCAAACCUGGUCACCGGGGAUCCUGGAGGAAGAUCAACACUUCAUUCUAAUUUGUUUUCUGUCCAAGAAAAAUCAGAAGGUCCACCUGAGGUGACAAAGACCAUUGAAACCCUCAGAUUAUCUGAUGUUAGAGAAGCCAUACAGACAACUUGUGUGUCCACAGGUGAGUCUACAGGUGGUCAUGAUGAUGACAUCACAGCAGUGAACACAGAGACUCUUCAGAGACAUGACAUGAAAACUAACCAGGGGUCAGGGGAGAGAUUACAGGAGACAGAGGACCUCUACAGGUAGACGAGCUCUGUGUCUGAAGCCGAGUUCAGAAGCCAAUCACAGACCAGAAAAAAUUCAGUCAAGAAUUCCUCACUCCUGAAAAUUCAUAAAUCUUGUUUAUCAUGUUUUAAUCGUGUUUUAAUCAUGUUAAAAAUGGUUUAUCAUGUUAAAACUGGUUCAUAAUGUUUAAAUCAUAUUUGUCAUAUUUUAAUCAUGACAUAAUUAUCAUGUUUAA
This is a messenger RNA of Larimichthys crocea (large yellow croaker), 2005 nucleotides long. RefSeq names its product cadherin-related family member 5, related sequence (gene cdhr5-rs). Gene Ontology annotation, cellular component: membrane; catenin complex. The record is from RefSeq and is a predicted model, not a curated record. Gene Ontology annotation, molecular function: beta-catenin binding; calcium ion binding; cadherin binding. Gene Ontology annotation, biological process: multicellular organism development; homophilic cell-cell adhesion; neuron projection development. Bases 1 to 1791 code for a protein of 596 amino acids. The transcript has 13 exons. Lineage: Eukaryota; Metazoa; Chordata; Actinopteri; Sciaenidae.